Messenger RNA from Procambarus clarkii (red swamp crayfish), 2181 nucleotides. It is a transcript of the gene CysRS-m, whose product is annotated as cysteine--tRNA ligase-like protein, mitochondrial. NCBI's taxonomy places the organism in Eukaryota, Metazoa, Arthropoda, Malacostraca, Decapoda, Cambaridae. Gene Ontology annotation, molecular function: cysteine-tRNA ligase activity; ATP binding. The record is from RefSeq and is a predicted model, not a curated record. Gene Ontology annotation, biological process: cysteinyl-tRNA aminoacylation. Gene Ontology annotation, cellular component: cytoplasm.
GUUGAGGAGCCCAACUCGGGCUGCUCUAACAACAACAACACGGACCAGCUGCAUGGCUGAGAUAUUCUCUUCUCCUUCCUCUACCACCUACAAUAUAUCAAGUUACCUGCCAAUCUUGGCGUUAGUUGACGAGAAAAAUUGAAGCCGGUGUAUCAGUAGUGGGAGGAGAGUAGGUGUGGAGGUGAGCAAGAGUCUGAGAGGAGAUAGUGUACCGGUCCCGGGCUGAAGCUACUCACCUACUUGUGCUGGCGAGGGGGAGGCUUUGGCUCUCUGAUCCCGUCACUCAAGUUGUGUACAGUAUUGUGUUGUAGCCAUGGGGAUAGCACGGUGCCUUGGAUGUUUAGCACUCCACCGGAGCUCAAUCAUCAGCCCAUAUGGACAUGUGGCAGUGUCUGGAACAGGACAUCAUGCAAAUAUUAUACAACAUUCCAGAUCAGGUAAACACUGGUGUUCCUCUGUCUCGUGGGUUCUACCAGAAGGAUAUGACACUGGUGUCACUCUGUACAACAGUGCCAGUAAGUCAAAGGUGCCGUUGAAAACUGUACAUCCUGGUCUACUAACGUGGUACUCUUGUGGUCCAACUGUAUAUGAUUCUGCACACAUUGGUCAUGCUUUGUGUUACGUAAAGUUUGAUAUUAUACGAAGAAUCCUUUCAAGAAUGUUUGACCUCAAUGUUGUGAUGGUGGUUGGUAUCACAGAUAUAGAUGACAAAAUAAUCAAGAGAGCAAAGGAGCUCAAAGUUAACUUCAAGGAGAUUACUGAAUUAUACGAGCAGGAAUUCUUCGCAGACAUGGAUAAGCUGCGAGUCCUUCGUCCUUCUCUUGCACCAAGAGUAACAGAACAUGUUCCUCACAUCAUUUCCUUCGUUCAGGAAAUCGUCAAUAGAAAAUUGGCUUAUGUUGUUAAUGAUGGUUCAGUGUACUUUGACACGAGAGCUUAUGGUCGUUAUGGAAAAAUGACUACGCUUGACGAAUCAUUGGAUAUGCGCGGCGCUGGGAUAAAGAAAUCGGCUCGAGACUUUGCUCUUUGGAAGGGGUCCAAGGGUGGUGAGCCAUACUGGGAAUCACCAUGGGGUCAUGGCAGACCAGGGUGGCAUAUUGAGUGCUCUGCAAUGGCCAGCCACAUUUUGGGUACACAGCUGGACUUACACUCUGGUGGUAUCGACCUUCUCUUCCCUCAUCAUGAAAAUGAGGAAGCUCAGUGCUGUAGUUACCAUGACUGUCAUCAGUGGUGCAAUUAUUGGAUACACACCGGCCACCUUCACACCAGAGGGACAGAGAAAAUGUCGAAGUCAUUGUAUAAUACAAUUAGCAUUGAGGAUCUACUUCGGCAACAUUCUGUUAACGCCUUCCGACUCUUCUGCCUUCUCUCACACUACCGUAAUAAGGUGGAAUAUACCGAGACAUCCAUGCUUCAAGCUCAGGCACACCUGCGACGAAUACGAUCAUUUCUCCAUGAUGCUUAUGCGUAUAUCAAUGGGCAGCUCAAGUGUGCUCCACUUGACGAAGCAGGCCUUAAACAGAAACUGGUUGAAACAAGAAUGAAGGUGAAAAAAUUACUGGCUGAUGAUUUUGAUACAGUGAGAGCCUUGUAUGCUGUACUGGAUCUAAUAAACCUUGGCAAUAAAGAACUACAGAAAAAGCCCCAGAGUGUCAGCUUGUCAAGAAGUGCUGGGACGAUGGUGGCUAUCUGCAGUUACAUCCACUUUCUAAUGGAGGAUGUGUUUGGAAUACGUUUCCCCAGUGUCAGCGAUGCGUCUAAUUUGUCGUUAGAGUCUGGUGGUCGUUUGUCUCAGGUAAUGAAUUCAGUGGUGGAGUUACGACAACAAGUGAGAAGUUUUGCACUUUUGCAGGAUGAGGAGUCAAUGCAGCAAGUAUUGGCACCUGAGGAACAGAAAACCAAGAGGAAAGAGCGUGUACCUCUUUUGAAAGCCUGUGAUAAUCUCCGAGAUAAUCUUUUGAAAACUGGCUUGCAUAUUAAGGAUCAUCACGGAGGUGCUUCAUGGUCUAUUGCAGAGGAAUCUAUUGAAAGUGAUCAAGCCAAAGAAGAUAAGGAAACGUAAUUUAUUUAUUUAUAUAUAUAAAUAUAUAUAUAUUUAUUUAUUUUGGUAGCAGUCUUUCUUGUAAACAUAUAUUGUUGAAUAUGACCAAAAAGGUAGACCUAGAGAUGGCUUCUUAAACC